Messenger RNA from Monodelphis domestica (gray short-tailed opossum), 5446 nucleotides. Lineage: Eukaryota; Metazoa; Chordata; Mammalia; Didelphimorphia; Didelphidae. The record is from RefSeq and is a predicted model, not a curated record.
GACUGGAAGAGCAAAAGAGAAGAGACGCUACGUAAAGCGCACGCGCAACAAUUAGUCCAUGCACUCCAGACCAUCACAUUCCGCACCUCUUCCCUGCACCCACUUCUCCACGUUCCUGGUCUUUCAGCUGAUUUUCGCGCGUGCGCGCAGCCUGUUCUCCCGCUCCCUCCCUCUCCCACCCUUGCUCGAAAAACGCGUGCGCAGUAGAGUUCAGGGGCUCCGAGCUGCGAGUUCAGGACUUGAGCUCCUGUCAGUCAGUCAGUCAGAAAGGAUCUUUUCUGUUAACGCAUACUCAUCUCGUCCCAUCCCCAUCUUCCCAGAGAAGGGGAGGCGAAGCGGAGCCCUGACUCCUUCUUCUCCCCCAAUGGGGCAGAAACGACGACAACGGCAGCGCAAUAAGGGAGCCGGAGCCUGAGCCAGAGCGACCCUGCGUCUCCCCUGGGCACGCCCUGUUCGUGUCUUUCGGCUCCGGCCCGGCUGCCUCCGCCGCCGCCAUGGGAGACCCCGCCCCCGCCCGAAGCCUGGACGACAUCGACCUGUCGGCCCUGCGGGAUCCUGCAGGGAUCUUUGAGCUGGUGGAAGUAGUCGGCAAUGGUACCUAUGGACAAGUGUAUAAGGGUCGGCACGUGAAGACAGGGCAGCUGGCUGCCAUCAAGGUCAUGGAUGUCACAGAGGAUGAGGAAGAAGAGAUUAAACAAGAAAUCAAUAUGCUGAAAAAAUAUUCUCACCAUCGCAACAUUGCAACAUACUAUGGAGCCUUUGUCAAAAAAAGUCCCCCUGGAAAUGAUGACCAGCUCUGGCUGGUCAUGGAGUUCUGUGGUGCUGGUUCUGUGACAGAUCUAGUGAAGAAUACUAAAGGAAAUGCUCUGAAGGAAGAUUGUAUCGCCUACAUUUGCAGGGAGAUCCUCAGGGGGCUGGCCCACCUCCAUGCCCACAAAGUGAUCCAUCGAGAUAUCAAAGGCCAGAAUGUGCUGCUUACAGAGAAUGCAGAAGUUAAACUAGUGGACUUUGGGGUGAGUGCUCAGCUGGAUCGAACAGUGGGCAGGCGGAAUACAUUCAUUGGUACCCCCUACUGGAUGGCCCCAGAAGUUAUUGCCUGUGAUGAAAAUCCUGAUGCUACCUAUGACUACAGGAGCGACAUAUGGUCUCUAGGAAUCACAGCUAUUGAAAUGGCAGAGGGAGCCCCCCCUCUGUGUGACAUGCACCCCAUGCGUGCCCUCUUCCUUAUCCCGAGAAACCCCCCGCCGAAGCUGAAAUCUAAGAAAUGGUCUAAGAAAUUCAUUGACUUCAUUGAUACAUGUCUCAUCAAAACAUAUCUGAGUCGACCACCCACCGAGCAGCUUCUUAAAUUUCCUUUCAUCCGUGACCAGCCCACAGAGCGGCAGGUUCGGAUUCAGCUUAAGGACCACAUUGACCGUUCCCGAAAGAAAAGGGGAGAGAAGGAGGAGACAGAAUAUGAGUACAGUGGUAGUGAAGAGGAAGAUGACAUCCAUGGAGACGAAGGAGAACCAAGCUCAAUCAUGAAUGUGCCUGGUGAAUCAACACUCCGACGAGAAUUCCUCCGUCUUCAGCAGGAAAACAAGAGCAAUUCAGAGGCCCUAAAGCAGCAGCAGCAGCAGCAGCAACAGCAGUUACAGCGAGACCCGGAAGCACACAUCAAGCACCUCCUCCACCAGAGGCAGCAGCGGAUCGAAGAGCAGAAGGAAGAACGAAGACGUGUUGAGGAGCAACAACGUCGAGAUCGGGAACAGAGAAAGCUACAGGAGAAGAAGGAGCAGCAACGAAUGGAGGACAUGCAAGCCUUUCGAAGGGAGGAAGAACGGCGUCAGGCAGAACGAGAACAGGAGUAUAUCCGACAUAAAUUGGAAGAAGAGCAGCGACAGCUUGAGAUCCUUCAGCAACAGCUGCUCCAGGAACAGGCCCUACUGCUGGAAUACAAGCGAAAGCAGCUAGAGGAACAGCGACAGUCAGAGAGACUUCAGAGACAGCUGCAGCAGGAACAUGCCUACCUCAAGUCCCUGCAGCAGCAGCAGCUCCAGAAACAGCAACAGCCACCAGCAGCAGGAGACAAAAAACCCCUUUACCACUAUAGCCGGGGUAUUAAUCCUGCUGACAAACCAGCCUGGGCCCGAGAGGUAGAAGAGAGGACAAGAAUGAACAAACAACAGAACUCACCCUUGGCCAAGUCUAAGCCAAACAGCACAGGACCAGAUCCCAGUCCUCCACAAGUCCCUGUUGGGGCCCCUGGGCCCCUUUCCCCAACUCCACCCAUGCAAAGGCCUGUGGAGCCCCAGGAAGGACCACAUAAGAGCCUUCUUGCACACCGGGUCCCACUGAAGCCAUAUGCAGCACCUGUGCCCCGUUCUCAAUCCCUACAAGAUCAGCCAACGAGAAACCUGGCUGCCUUCCCUGCUGCUCAUGAUCCUGAUCCCACUGUCCCCCCACCCACUGCUAUUCCUGCCUCUCGUGGAGCCAUUAUCCGACAAAAUUCAGACCCCACUUCUGAAGGUCCUGCCCCUACACCAGCCCCCCCACCUUGGAAUCGAAUGGACAGUGAGGCCCCUCCUAAGGUGCCCCAAAGGACCUCAUCCAUUGCCAUUGCCCUUAACACCAGUGGAGCUGGAAGUUCACGACCAGCACAAGCUGUCUGUGCUAGACCUCGCAGCAACUCCGCCUGGCAAAUCUACCUGCAAACUCAGGCAGAGGGGGUGACCCCCAGGCCUCCAGGGCCCCCCACUCAACCCCCCAGUCCACCCAGCACCAGUAGCAAUCCAGACCUUCGAAGGAGUGAGCCAGGCUGGGAACGUGGAGACAGCCUCCUCCAGUCUCAUGGACACCUACCACAGGCUGGCUCACUGGAGCGAAACCGAGUAGGAGCAUCCUCCAAGUUGGACAACUCUCCUAUAUUGUCCCCAGGGAACAAAGUCAGACCUGAUGACCAUCGAUCUAGGCCUGGCCGGCCUGCAAGCUAUAAGCGAGCAAUUGGCGAGGAUUUUGUGCUGCUAAAGGAGCGGAUGGCAGAUGAGACCCCCCGACCACCUAAGAAAGCCAUGGACUAUUCAUCAUCUAGUGAGGAGGUGGAGAGCAGUGAUGAUGAUGAAGAGGAGGAAGGAGAUGGAGACCACUCUGAAGAGAGCAGGGAAUGCUCUGGAAUUCGUGAUGGAGACACAGAUAGUGUGAGCACCAUGGUUGUCCAUGAUGUCGAGGAGUUGUCUGGGACCCAAACCCCCUAUGGGGGAGGUACCAUGGUGGUCCAGCGGACUCCUGAAGAGGAGCAAGGACUGCUACAUACUGACAGCAAUGGCUACACUAACCUGCCUGAUGUGGUCCAGCCUAGCCAUUCACCCACUGAGAGUGGCAAAGGCCAGGGCUCUCCAGCUAAAGAUGGAAGCAGUGAUUACCAAUCUCGUGGCCUGGUGAAGGCCCCAGGCAAGAGCUCCUUCACUAUGUUUGUGGAUCUGGGGAUUUACCAGCCAGGAGGCAGUGGGGAUACUAUCCCCAUUACAGCCUUGGUGGGUAGAGAGGGUGGGCGGCUGGAACAGUUGCAGUAUGAGGUUCGAAAAGGCUCUGUGGUCAAUGUGAAUCCCACUAACACUCGGCCCCACAGCGACACCCCUGAAAUUCGAAAGUACAAGAAAAGAUUUAACUCAGAGAUACUUUGUGCUGCCCUCUGGGGUGUGAACCUGCUGGUGGGCACAGAAAAUGGGUUGAUGUUGCUAGAUCGAAGUGGGCAGGGAAAAGUAUAUGGGCUCAUUGGGCGAAGACGUUUCCAGCAAAUGGAUGUUCUGGAAGGACUUAAUCUGCUCAUCACCAUCUCAGGGAAAAGGAACAAGCUUCGGGUUUACUACCUGUCCUGGCUCCGGAACAAGAUCCUACACAAUGACCCAGAGGUGGAAAAGAAACAGGGAUGGACCACUGUGGGGGACAUGGAGGGCUGUGGGCACUACCGAGUUGUGAAAUAUGAGCGCAUUAAGUUCCUGGUAAUUGCCCUGAAGAACUCAGUGGAGGUGUAUGCUUGGGCCCCCAAGCCCUACCAUAAAUUCAUGGCUUUCAAGUCCUUUGCCGACCUCCCUCACCGGCCACUGCUGGUUGACCUGACGGUGGAGGAGGGGCAGCGGCUCAAGGUCAUCUAUGGCUCUAGCGCUGGCUUCCAUGCUGUUGAUGUGGACUCAGGGAACAGCUAUGAUAUCUACAUCCCUGUACAUAUCCAGAGCCAGAUAACCCCCCAUGCCAUCAUCUUCCUUCCAAAUGCUGAAGGCAUGGAGAUGCUUCUUUGCUAUGAGGAUGAGGGUGUGUAUGUUAACACCUAUGGCCGGAUCAUCAAGGAUGUGGUGCUGCAGUGGGGAGAAAUGCCUACUUCUGUAGCCUACAUCUGCUCCAACCAGAUCAUGGGCUGGGGUGAGAAGGCCAUUGAGAUCCGUUCCGUGGAAACAGGGCACUUGGAUGGGGUCUUCAUGCAUAAGCGAGCACAGAGACUCAAAUUCCUGUGUGAGAGGAAUGACAAGGUGUUCUUUGCCUCAGUUCGCUCUGGAGGCAGCAGCCAAGUUUACUUCAUGACUCUGAACCGUAACUGCAUCAUGAACUGGUGAUGGGGGCCCUAGGCUGAAUCGGGGUAGUGGGGUAUAUAUAUCCACUUUGGACAUAAUCCCCUUUGACUCCCCCAACAACAAAAAAGCCAGGCUUCCCAGGCCUCUCCCUAUACCCACCCUGGGCUUUUGCUUUUAUUAGUUUGAUUCACUGGAGCCUGCUGGGAACAUGACCUAUGACCCCUGAAGCUUUUGUGAUCAUGUGACCUCCCCUUUCCCCUCUUAAAAUGUUCUCUUAAAAAAACUGUGCCUGCCCACCCUCCCACCCCAUCCCCACUUCUGGGUAGAGGUACAGUUCCCUCCCACCAGAAAUUAUUUGGGAACCAGCUCCUUCUCUCUGUCUCCCCCACCAAAGAAGAAAGUGCUUGGGGAAGCCUCCCUUUAUUCUGCUGCUGCUGUCUAGGGCAGAGUCCCAGGGCCCCUUUUUUUGCACGCCAGGGGGACUGACUCCCCCAAUGAAUGUACCAGACCCUGGGGGGUGGCAUAGAGACCCGAAGGUGGGGUCACCAGUCACUCCAGGGGAAGGGGGGGAUGGUCCAUGGGGACCAUUUCCUCAUCACUCUCUGAAAGCACUUUAAUCAUUCCCCCCCCUCACCUCCAGGAAAUGGGGAGGGGGGCUGCCAGCCAAAAUAUUCCCCCCCUUUCUAAUCUUAUCCCUCUUUUCCUCUCCUCCAAUGCUCUUCCUUGAUGGGGGGGCCAUGGGGCUGGCUACUGCUCUCAUCUACCCACUAUCCCCACCUUGCUUGCAUUUGUAUAUAGUGUGAGCAGCAAGUAGCCCCCUUCACCCAAUUCCCUGCCCCUAAUCUCAAUGUAGUGGCCUUGGAAACCUCAUUUGUUAAUAAAGACAGAAUUCAACCAAA